Messenger RNA from Erigeron canadensis, 2053 nucleotides. RefSeq names its product lysM domain receptor-like kinase 4. The transcript has a single exon. The record is from RefSeq and is a predicted model, not a curated record. Gene Ontology annotation, biological process: protein phosphorylation. Gene Ontology annotation, molecular function: protein kinase activity; ATP binding. Bases 19 to 1965 code for a protein of 648 amino acids. NCBI's taxonomy places the organism in Eukaryota, Viridiplantae, Streptophyta, Magnoliopsida, Asterales, Asteraceae.
CUUUUAAACUCAAAAACCAUGUCAUCCAAACAUCUUUUCUUGAUUUUCAUCCUUGUAAUUUGUCAACAAAUAUUGAUCAAAGCCCAACAACCAUACAUUAAGAAGUUGAGCACAAACUGUGGUAUAAGAAAUGCUUCAACUUCUGUUCUUGGCUAUUCAUGUAAUGGUGCUAACAAAACUUGCCAAGCUUAUCUCACUUUUCGAUCCGAACCACCUUACAACACGGUUGCCUCGAUUUCUAGCCUUUUGAAUGCAAACAUAACUCUGCUUUCACAACUCAACUUGGUUUCCGAAAAUGCAACUUUUGGAACAGGUGAAAUGGUACUUGUCCCAACAAAAUGUUCAUGUCUUGGUGAAUUCUAUCAAGCUAAUGCAAGUUAUAUCAUCCAAGCUAGAAACACGCCUUUUUUAAUCGCGAAUAAUACGUUUCAAGGCUUAUCGACUUGUCACGCUAUACAAGUUGAAAGACAUAAUCUUACUGUUGAUAUAUAUCCUGGUCAAAGACUUAUUGUUCCUUUAAGAUGUGCUUGUCCAACUGAAAAACAAGUUGCCAGUGGUAUUAAGUACUUGUUAUCAUAUUUGAUCACUUGGGGACAGACUGUUUCGGGCAUAAGUGCAAAAUUUGGAGUAGAUACAGGACUAACUCUUGAAGCUAAUCAGCUUUCAGAACAAGAUUAUAACAUUUACCCUUUUACAACACUUUUAGUCCCUCUGUCUAGCCAACCUUUAAAGUCGCAAACUUUAUCUCCCCCAACGCCACCAGCAACGUCGCCGCCACCGUCACCACCUCCUCCUAGUAUAUCCGCUAGUGAUCAUAAAUGGGUAUAUAUGCUUGUUGGAGUCCUUGGUGGGGUUAGUUUCACAAUUUUCAUUGGGUUUGUUGCUUUUUGGUUUUGUUACUUAAAGAGAAAGCAAAUUAGUCCACCUAUGAUUUCUUCUGCCUCUCAAAGCUUUGAAGCAAUUGAGAAACCAGGAGAUAAGAAGUUGGAUAUUGACGAAGACUCAGAUUUUAUGGAGAGUUUAAAUAGCAUAGCUCAAUCUUUAAAAGUUUACAAAUUUGAAGAACUUAAGUCAGCUACACAAGAUUUUAGUCCUAGUUGUUUGAUUGAGGGCUCUGUUUAUCGAGGUACGAUUAAAGGAGACCUUGCAGCCAUCAAGAAAAUGCAUGGAGAUGUGUCGAAAGAGAUCACAUUGCUUAAUACUAUCCACCAUCAUAAUAUCAUCCGGCUAUCAGGCGUUUGUUAUCAUGAUGGCCAUUGGUACCUUGUUUAUGAGUAUGCCGAAAAUGGACCCUUAAGUGAUUGGAUCGGUUAUAAUGGAUUAAGCGUCAACAAAUCGUUGACCUGGAUGCAGAGAGUUCAAAUCGUUUUAGAUGUAGCAAAUGGGCUUGAUUAUCUGCACAGCUAUACUACCCCUGCAUAUGUAUACAAAAAUAUGAAGAGUGACAAUAUCCUUCUUGAUAGUGAUUUCAGAGCCAAGAUUACAAAUUUUGAUUUGGCAAGGUCUGCUGAGGGACAAAAUGGUCAAUAUGCACUGACUCGACACAUUGUUGGUACUAGAGGUUACAUGUCACCUGAGUAUUUGGAAAACGGUUUGAUUUCCACAAAGCUUGAUGUUUACGGGUUUGGAGUUCUGAUGCUUGAAUUAGUAACAGGAAAACAUGUUUCUGAUCUCUAUGAGAAGGUAAAUAAGGACUUAUCCGAGGUUUUGAAUGAGUUUCUUGAUGAAGAAAAUGUACAGGGAAAUGAAAAGUUGACCGAUUUCACUGACCCAAGUCUCCAAGGGAAUUAUCCUUCGGAACUAGCCAUAUCUGUGGUCAGACUGAUAUAUGGCUGCCUAGAUAAAGAUCCAUCCACUCGACCGGAUAUGAAUGAGGUUUCACAAUGUCUUUCAAGAAUUCUGACCGCUUCACAGACUCGACAAGCAUCCAUAACCAUUUCGGUUCAAGAUGAUUUUGUAAAAUGAUUCAUUGUGUAUAUUAUUAUAUGACUAUAUGAGUAAGAUCACUAUGAUCCAUUUAUAUGGUGUAAAUCUGCAAGAUUGCUCGUGUCAA